AUGCCUCUUCCUCCCAGCGGCACCAAACCCUCAACGACCUCUCCACUCCCGGGCAGAAAACCCAGCACAACAACGCCGACGAUCCUGCCUCCCCCACACCUCCCGCGAUCCCUCACGACGCAGAUGCACGAGAACAUCUACACGCUGCCGAACGCGCUGACGUUCUCGCGGCUGCUCGCGGCGCCCCUGGUCGGGUACUUUGUGCUGCAGCACGAGGCGCUGAUGGCGCUGGGCCUGUUCGCGUACGCGGGCAUCACGGACCUGGUGGACGGGUGGCUGGCGCGGCGGAUGGACGCGCAGACGGUGGUCGGCACGGUCAUCGACCCGAUGGCGGACAAGAUCCUGAUGACGACGUGCGUGGUGACGCUGACGGCCAACGGCACGCUGCCGCUGUGGCUCGCCGUCGUCGUGCUGGGCCGCGACGUCGCCCUGGCCAUCUCGGCCAUCUACUUCCGCUGGAUCUCCCUGCCCCCGCCCAAGACCUUCACCCGUUACUGGGACUUUUCCCUCCCCUCGGCCGAGGUCCACCCCACCGAGAUCUCAAAGAUCAACACCCUCCUGCAGCUUCUGCUGGUCGGCAACGCCAUGCUGCUGCCCGUCCUGCCCGCGGCGUUCGUCGACGCCUGGAACCUCUGGGGCGUCAUGGAGGGCUGGUACUACCUCGUCGCGAGCACGACCGUGUGGAGCGGCCUGAGCUACUUGGGCAACAAACAGGCCGUGAGGAUUUUGACGAGCGAGGAACAAGCGCACAAGUCGAAAACAACACAGGGAUGA
Molecule: messenger RNA, 774 nt
Organism: Fonsecaea monophora
Lineage: Eukaryota; Fungi; Ascomycota; Eurotiomycetes; Chaetothyriales; Herpotrichiellaceae
Exons: 1
Coding region: 1-774 (257 amino acids)
Biological process (GO): cardiolipin biosynthetic process
Cellular component (GO): membrane; mitochondrion
Molecular function (GO): cardiolipin synthase activity
Source: RefSeq, a predicted model, not a curated record